This is a messenger RNA of Dendronephthya gigantea, 1103 nucleotides long. RefSeq names its product putative carbonic anhydrase 2. The transcript is spliced from 6 exons. The record is from RefSeq and is a predicted model, not a curated record. NCBI's taxonomy places the organism in Eukaryota, Metazoa, Cnidaria, Anthozoa, Malacalcyonacea, Nephtheidae. Bases 141 to 1103 code for a protein of 320 amino acids.
AUGAAAAACAUAUUGUAUAAUCGAUUAUACUGUCGCCAAAUCGUUAAUGUAACUCGACUAGGCUUUGUAUUUAACUAAAAAGCGUUUGAAUUUAUGCUGUUUUAAUAUGCUGUUAUACACAGAGUCACGAAGCUGGGGUUAUGCCGACUGGCAGUGGAGAUCUGCGAAAUCGUAAAGGGAAGAAGGUGGCGUAUGAACCAAAUCCCAAAAGAAGGACUCGCAUUGACAGGGACUUCCAGAAGCGCAUGAGUCGUUUGGUUAAAGAAUGGCAUACUAGAACAAAGAUACCAGUUCUACUUUUAACUUUCAAAAAAAAUGCGGUGUGGUAUGAUUGUUCAAAAGGCCUUGACAGAUUUGCCAAAAGUCCAAUUGUCCAGCAAGAAUUUGUCAGACACUGCAUUAAUACAGUGAACAAAAACCAAGAAAAAGCAGAAAAGCCACAGAAAAAAGAUGUCGAUUUCCCUGUUGGAGAAGAAACCAACUAUGAGGAGUUCACUGUGCCUGCAUUAAGGAAAAUGGUGUCAUUAGCCAUUAAGUUGGAUGGACGGAAAACAUCUAAGUGGAAUGAUCCAACCAUGAAGCCAUCAUGGUGGCCAGAAGAUGUUGCAUACAGGAAUGUGAACUGGGGAAAAGACAAGCCGCAUUUUGAUGAGUUAGUCAAAAUAAUGGAAGCAUUUAAUGAUGAUUAUUGUUGCAUCAGUAGUAGUAGUAGGAAUAUUCAUAGAGUUGAAAGUGGUUCAGAGAGUGGUCAAAGUGAUGGUGGUGGUAGUGAUGAUGAUAAUAGAGGAGGUGAUGCUGGUGAUGAUAAUAAUUAUGGUGAUGAUAGAAGAGGUAGUGAUAAUGGUGAUGAUAAUUAUGAUGGUGAUGAUAGAAGAGGUAGUGAUGAUGGUGAUGAUAAUUAUGAUGGUGAUGAUAGAAGAGGUAGUGAUGGUGAUGAUAAUUAUGAUGGUGAUGAUAGAAGAGGUAGUGAUGAUGGUGAUGGUUGUGCUGACUUUAAUAAUGGUAGUCGAGGAUUUGGUGUGGUGGUCCACUUGGCAACCAAGAGUGUGUGGAAGGAGGAGGUCCAUCAGAAAUUGCUGGUGCAAAGGAAGAUGUUGACGUGA